UUAAGCAGAAAACCGAUCACAUACCAUGUUUAUUAGUAAAUAAGGACAAAACUGAUAUUGUCGAAUCUUCAAAAGCUAGACGUAAUUUAGUAAAAAAAAAUGUAAAAUUAAAAUUAAAUUUGCAUAUAUAUCAUAUAUGGUAAAGGCAGGUACGGCUCUCAAAGUUUUCUAUUCUAAAAUGCUACACGUGAUGUGUGCAGUCCAUGGUUUGUACAGAGUAGCAGAACAGGUUAGAUCUCAUUUCAGUACAGUGGAUAAGUUAAUAGCAAGUGUUAAACCAGUAUUUAAAAAAGCUCCAAGUCGGUUACAAUUAUUUAAAAAUGAACUUCCUGGUGUAAACUUGCCGCCAGAACCAGUUAUUACACGUUGGGGAACCUGGAUUAAUGCAGGUAGCUAUUAUUGUGAGAAUAUACAAGCUGUUCGUCAUAUUAUUGGAAUACUCGACCAAGAAGAUGCGAUUAGUAUUCAAAAAGCAAAAAAAUGUUUAGACAAACCUAAUCUUGAAAAUAACUUGGCAUACAUUGAAUCAAAUUUUUCUAUUUUAUCUGUAGCCAUUGAUAAAUUGCAAGCAAAAAAUCUGUCCUUAGCCACAUCAUUAAAUAUUAUUGAAAAUAUCGAAGAAACAUUGAAAACACUAAAUGGUGAACAUGGUAAACCUAUAUAUCUCAAAUUAAAAAACAUUUUAGAAAAAAAUAGUGGUUUGUCUAAAUUAAAAUAUAUUUCAAAUAUCUUGGAUGGCGAAGAAAAUACAAAUAUUGGUGAAUUUACAUGUAGCGAUAUUGUAUAUUUCAAAUACGCACCAAUUGUAUCAGUGGACGUCGAAUGUUCAUUUUCGACGUACAAGACUUUGUUGUCAGACAACCGCCGUAAAUUCAAAUUCGAUAAUCUGGCCAAGCAUUUAAUAAUUCAAUGUAAUACUCAAGGUAAACAUUUUAAAUCGCUUACUUUUUAUUUAAAAUUUUUGAAAAUAAUUUAUUGGGAAAUAUUUUUUACAGCCCUUCAGGAUUCUGACCAGAGUGACUAAACUACGUAUAACUAAUAAUUUCUAAUAUGUAAGUGAUUAUUGAUAAAUUAAUAAAUUUCCCUUUUUUUUCAUAUUUUGUUGUUUUUAUUGCAUAUUUUUAACGCAUAUUUAGCGAUAGUUAAGGUCAUAUUAUAGCGUAUAUUUAAGCAAUUUUAAGUGCUAUAAAAUCCCAACCCUGCUAAUGACCUACCAUCUGUCACUAUUACCCCUGGCUCAACCAUUUAUUCUAAAACCUCCAUUGCUACUAAUAUUGAUAUUUUGAGUCCAGUGAAAAAAGGUAAACGAAAAAGAAAUGAAGCCAGUUGGAAAAGGAACAUUUCAAAGAUAGCUAGAAAUAGUGGGAAAAAGUACGAAAGUCAUUCAAAAAAACCCAGAAAAACGAGUAAAAGAAGCAAGAAAAAUUAAAUCACCUUGUACAGAUAAAUUCCGAUUAAAGUGCACUGAAAAAAUAAAUGAAGAUGAAAAGGUGUUUUUAAUGCGUACUGCAGGACCGGAUUAAGCACGGAUCCUGGUAGCCCGGGCUCCAGGCCCUGAAGGAGCCUUUUAUUUCAGGCCAAGUUCAAAAUAAUUUAGGUUUAAAUUUUAUUUUGAUAAAAUUUUCGUAU
This is a messenger RNA of Sipha flava (yellow sugarcane aphid), 1629 nucleotides long. RefSeq lists its product as uncharacterized. The transcript has a single exon. The coding region runs from base 137 to 1024 and encodes 295 amino acids. Lineage: Eukaryota; Metazoa; Arthropoda; Insecta; Hemiptera; Aphididae. The record is from RefSeq and is a predicted model, not a curated record.